This is a messenger RNA of Leptonychotes weddellii (Weddell seal), 1197 nucleotides long. The record is from RefSeq and is a predicted model, not a curated record. Lineage: Eukaryota; Metazoa; Chordata; Mammalia; Carnivora; Phocidae.
CGUGUGCCAGUGCCGUGUCCUCUCCGCAUCACUGGGAGUCGUUCCGGAGUGGAAGUGUACUUAUUUGGACCAUGCAAACGUUUGAUCUUCUUGGGUAGUUUAAGAUUUCACUUGUCAGCUGAUGCCUUUUUCAAAGCCGCUAUAAGCCUCAUUCCAGAAGUUCCAAAGAUGAUUAAUAUCGAUGGAAAGAUGCGACCGUCGGAAUCAUUCCUUCUGGAAUUCCUCUGCAAUUUCUUUUCUACUUUAUUAAUAGUUCCGGAUCAUCCCGAACAUGGGGUCCUGUUUCUUGUUCGAGAGCUUCUCAACGUGAUCCAGGACUACACCUGGGAGGACAGCAGUGACGAUAAAAUCCGCAUCUACACCUGCGUCCUGCACCUCCUCUCCGCCAUGAGCCAGGAGAACUACCUCUACCACAUAGACAAAGUUGACUCCAACGACAGCCUGUAUGGGGGAGACUCCAAGUUUCUGGCUGAAAACAAUAAGCUGUGUGAGACGGUGAUGGCUCAGAUCCUGGAGCACCUGAAAACCUUGGCCAAAGAUGAGGUAGGUGUCCUCUGCCUGCUCACUCUGAAUGCACAAGUUUCCAGGGUGGGUUGGACAUUGUUCCGUUCUGGAAAAGAAACUCGGUCAUGUGGGUAAUGUGUUUCUGUGCAGACUGAUAACUGAGCACUUCAUCCAGGGCUUUUGCUCCUGUACUAAAUGCUCUGUUUUUCAGUUGCUUGCCUCUCCUACCAGAAUGUCAGCCCAGGGACCUUGUGACAUGAGUCUCGGAGACCUCCCUGUCUCUGUCCCAUGUGUCACUCACCACAGCAUCCCCCCACCUUGAACAGAGGCCCGCAUACAGCAGGUGCUUCAUCCGUACAUGCUGAAUAAAUUGCCUGUAUUUUGCAUAUCUUAGGUUUUUUUCAUGCCCACAACCAGCCUGAGAUGGAAGUGCUCUGUUUAUUCUCAUUGGACAGUAAAGGAAACUGAGGCUUAGAGAGGUUUCUCCACAGCCCUGGGUUUCCUCUGGUGAUAGAACAGUGUCGUCACCCUGAUCCCCGAGGCUGAACUUUGAACCACUGCGUUGCCCUCCUCGACCAAGGCCUUUUGCUUUCUUACCUUGUAAGAAGUGGCAUGUAGUUCCUCUCCCACCACAGUGGAGGUUCUGUUUCUCCAGCCUUUGUUUUUGUUUUUUUUUUAAGAUUUUAUUUAUUC